UAUUCACUGAUCCUACUUAUCUAAGCUCGGAACUGGACUCUCUAUCAAUGGCAGCCACUCAAAUGAGCCUGAAGCUUCUGGUUGAUGUGGGAGGCCAAAGAGUUUUGUUUGCGGAAGCUGUUAAGGACUUUGUUGAUUUCCUUUUCAACAUAAUGUCAUUGCCUGUUGGCACUAUUGUAAGACUCCUUAACAAGGAAGGCAUGGUGGGCUCCCUUGGAAACCUUUAUCAAAGCAUUGAAACCUUGAGUGAUGUUUACAUGCAACCAUUUCAGGACAAGGACGACCUGUUGAAGCCUAAACUUUUAACCUCUGGCGCAACAAACUUGCCUCAGUUGUUGCCUAAUAUUGAGUCGUCGAAAGAUUCAAAGCACAAAGGUUUUUACAGGUGUAACUGCUAUGGCUCUCUCUCUUAUAUUGCAGAGGAUCCGGGGCCUAUUUGUCCUAUUUGUCGUAGUACAAUGUACAACCAGGUAAAACUUGUUGAGACAGAGAAAAAAUUUUCGUCUUCAUCUUCAACUUCAUCAUCCGAUGCUGAGGGAGGUUUUGUGAAAGGAGUGGUUACAUAUACGGUCAUGGAUGAUCUUAUGGUGAAGCCAAUGUCAACUAUUUCCAGCAUAGCUUUGCUCAACAGGUUCAAUGUCAAAAACGUUGGUGCACUUGAAGAGAAAACGAUCAAAAUUGGCAUGGAUGAGGCUGUGAAAUUGCUCGAGGCAUCGUUGCAGUCGAAGACUGUGCUUACUGAUGUCUUCCUUGGGAAGAGGGCAAAUGUCUCACGUCCAUAGCUAGUAUUAGUACUUUGUAAGAGAUGCUAAAUGGUGUCUUUCAGUAUUCUAUUUUUCUAUGUUUAUGGUAUUGAGUAUUUAUCUUCACUUGGGAGGUAUGAUUUAGACAAAGGUUCUAGCCGUAAAACGCAUCUGGUGCGGUGGGAGCCUUCCUAUUCGUCUCCCAAAUGGAGUCUUGAAUUUGUAAAGUGAU
This is a messenger RNA of Durio zibethinus, 975 nucleotides long. RefSeq lists its product as uncharacterized. NCBI's taxonomy places the organism in Eukaryota, Viridiplantae, Streptophyta, Magnoliopsida, Malvales, Malvaceae. The record is from RefSeq and is a predicted model, not a curated record.